UUCGUUUGUAUCGCAAAGCAGCCAGUGUCAAGAAAUGGCUGGUGUUGGCUUUCAGCGGUGGGUCCGGACCCUUUCAAAAGGGAAAAUAUCUGGUAUUUCAGGGCUGCUGCCGGCAUGUAGAUCAGCCUCUGGAGUUUCGAAGGAUAUGCUACCUGGAGCAUUCCCAAGUCCCGAGGAGAUUGCCGCUGCAGCUAAGAAAUACAACAUUAGGGUUGAGGACUAUAAACCAAUAGCUGACAAUGGCGAGGGAUACGGCGACUAUCCUCAGUUGCCAGAUAGAUCUCAGCAAGAUAGAGACCCAGCGUAUCAAUGGGACCAUCCUGACCUGAGGAGGAACUGGAACGAGCCUAUGCACUGGGACUUUGACAUGUUCAUCAGGAACCGCGUUGACACCUCUCCCACUGUGGUUCCCUGGUCAACAAUGUGCAAACAGCUCUUCGGGUUUGUUGGAUUCAUGCUGUUCAUGUUCUACCUUGGGGACAAAUUCCCAGCUUACCAACCAGUCGGACCCAAACAAUUCCCCUACAACAACCUGCACCUAGAGAGGGGUGGCAGCCCUGAUGUGGAACCAGAAGAAGUCAAGAAUUAUGAAAUAUAAUAAUGAAGACCUUCGUGUGUAUAUGUACAAUUUCUUCCAUUAAAAAUCUUAAACAUUGUA
Molecule: messenger RNA, 658 nt
Organism: Gadus morhua (Atlantic cod)
Lineage: Eukaryota; Metazoa; Chordata; Actinopteri; Gadiformes; Gadidae
Gene: ndufb8
Product: NADH:ubiquinone oxidoreductase subunit B8
Cellular component (GO): mitochondrion; respiratory chain complex I
Source: RefSeq, a predicted model, not a curated record